This is a messenger RNA of Amorphotheca resinae ATCC 22711, 759 nucleotides long. RefSeq lists its product as hypothetical. The coding region runs from base 36 to 266 and encodes 76 amino acids. Lineage: Eukaryota; Fungi; Ascomycota; Leotiomycetes; Helotiales; Amorphothecaceae. The transcript has a single exon. The record is from RefSeq and is a predicted model, not a curated record.
CAAUCUGUAUCUAUCUUCUUGGUUUCGGAUUGUUGAUGUCGGGUUAUAUAUUGUUCAGAUUGUUGAUGUCGGGUUAUAUAUUGUUCAGAUUGUUGAAGUCGGGUUAUAUAUUGUUCAGAUUGUUGAUGUCGGGUUAUAUAUUGUUCAGAUUGUUGAAGUCGGGUUAUAUCUCAGCUUCUAGAUGUACACAAAGCCUGCACCACCUCUUGAGCUCCUUGAUAUUGUCUUGUUCUGCACAACACCACUCCCAUCCUGAAGCACUUUGAGCAGUCUUGUAGCAAAGGCCAAAAGACAUAGAAGCGGAACCAGAACCGUGGUAGGAAGAGAGCUCUCGAUCAAGAGCUCUCUCCAUCACCUAGAGCACAAGGUACUUCCCUUCUCGUUCCUCUGCUCGUAGAUUCGAAGUCUACGUGUGUGCCUCGAUACCUGAGUAUCACUUGAUUAGUCGUGACAGGUUGUUUAUAAUCCUAAACGGGUUAGGAGAGAGCAUCCACAACGAGAAGGAAUAUUUAAGGACAUCUUCCUCACCUCCGGAUCCAGUCCUCUUCCUCCACCAACCAUCCCCACCAUCCAGGUCAGUAACCCACCCACAUACAGUCCUCAGCAGGAGGGGCUUCCGGAGAAUAACGAAGACUGACUCAGUAACUUAGAUCCAGUCAGACAAUUGACUGGCACCGUUAUUGUCUCCAUCUUGAUAAUUCUCUUUCUUCCAACCCAAAACAGCUGCCUCAGAUCCAUACCAAGUAAGUUGAUCCCACC